UCCCUGCGGUGCCUGGGGCUGUUCCCCAAAUCUCUCUCCCAGAGCACUGCGUGAGCUCCAAACCUCCCCUUCCUGCACCCCCAGGCAGGGCUUGGAGCCCGCAGCUGGGCCCGCGGGGGCUCUGAUCGCUGGGGGGGGCCUGCACCACCCCAGUGCUGGGGUGGAGCCGUUGCGGGGCACUGGCAGGGCUCGAUAACGCCGGCGAUAUGUGAUCUCGCCCCUCCCCGCCGCCGGCUCGCAGAAUAAAACGCUGAUCUCAUGCCCUGCGCGGCCGGAGCCCUUGGCUCAGCACCGGGGCACAGCCCAGGCAGGCUCCGCAGCCCCACCAGCGGCCAGGCCGCCCCUCAGCCCCCAGCCAUGACGUCCUACCGGCAGGAGCUGGAGAAGUACCGGGACAUCGACGAGGACAAGAUCCUGCAGGAGCUGUCGGCCGAGGAGCUGGAGCAGCUGGACAUGGAGCUGCUGGAGAUGGACCCUGAGAACGUGCUGCUGCCGGCGGGGCUGCGGCAGCGGGACCAGACGCAGAAGAGCCCGACGGGGCCGCUGGAUCGCGAGGCGCUGCUGCAGCACCUGGAGAAACAGGCGCUGGAGGCCGGCGAGCGCGAGGACCUGGUGCCCUUCACCGGCGAGAAGAAAGGGAAACCGUUCGUGCCCAAGAACCCCAAGCGGGAGAUCCCCCGCGAGGAGCAGAUCACGCUGGAGCCAGAGCUGGAGGAGGCGCUGGCCAACGCCACCGAGGCCGAGAUGUGUGACAUCGCAGCCAUCCUGGGCAUGUACACGCUGAUGAGCAACAAGCAGUACUACGACGCGAUCUGCAGCGGGACCAUCUCCAACACCGAGGGCAUCAACAGCGUGGUGAAGCCCGACACGUACAAGCCGGUGCCGGACGAGCCCCCAAACCCCACCAACGUGGAGGAGACGCUGCGGCAGAUCCAGGCCAACGACGGGGCGCUGGAGGACGUCAACCUCAACAACAUCAAGGACAUUCCCAUCUCCACGCUGAAGGCCAUCUGCGAGGCCAUGAAAACCAACACCCACGUCAAGAAGCUCAGCCUGGUGGCAACCCGCAGCAACGACCCCGUGGCCACCGCGGUGGCCGAGAUGCUGACGGAGAACAAGACGCUGCAGAGCCUCAACAUCGAGUCCAACUUCAUCACCAGCGCCGGCAUGAUGAGCAUCAUCAAGGCCAUGUACCAGAACAGCACCCUGAGCGAGCUCAAGGUGGACAACCAGUGCCAGCGGCUGGGUGACACGGUGGAGAUGGAGAUGGCGACGAUGCUGGAGCAGUGCCCCUCCGUGGUGCGCUUCGGGUACCACUUCACACAGCAGGGCCCCCGCGCCCGCGCCGCCAUCGCCAUCACCCGCAACAACGAGCUCCGUCGCAAGCAGAAGAAAACCUGAGCGCUUCCCAGCACAGCCCUGCAGACCCCGGUGCUCAGCUCGCCCUCGAGCUGCGCUUUGGGCUCCCCAGGGCUGGGUCAGCUGUAAAUAAAGGUUACAGAGACACC
Molecule: messenger RNA, 1508 nt
Organism: Anas platyrhynchos (mallard)
Lineage: Eukaryota; Metazoa; Chordata; Aves; Anseriformes; Anatidae
Gene: TMOD4
Product: tropomodulin 4
Biological process (GO): pointed-end actin filament capping; myofibril assembly; actin filament organization
Cellular component (GO): striated muscle thin filament; cytoskeleton; myofibril
Molecular function (GO): tropomyosin binding
Source: RefSeq, a predicted model, not a curated record